Molecule: messenger RNA, 2082 nt
Organism: Diaporthe citri
Lineage: Eukaryota; Fungi; Ascomycota; Sordariomycetes; Diaporthales; Diaporthaceae
Exons: 8
Coding region: 1-2082 (693 amino acids)
Biological process (GO): glycogen biosynthetic process
Cellular component (GO): cytoplasm
Molecular function (GO): cation binding; 1,4-alpha-glucan branching enzyme activity
Source: RefSeq, a predicted model, not a curated record
AUGGCCGACACCGCCGAGCAUGCAUCCAACACGUUGGUCCAAGACGGUGGGCAGGCUGCUCCCGGCACCGAUUCCGCUCAAGACCUAGGUGUCCUGCAGGUUGAUCCCUGGCUCUCGCCCUUCCAGGACGUGCUGAAGCGAAGAGUCUCCCGAGCCAAGGAUUGGAUCAAGAAGAUUGACGAGACAGAAGGUGGCCUGACCAAGUUCACCAAGGCACGCUGCUUCCAAACGCCACGCACGCGGUACUCUCGAGGGAACACAUUCAUACUGACUGCACUCUACGGUUGGAACCGUGACUCUCAUCCCAUGAAGAAGAAUGCCUUUGGGGUUUUCGAGAUCACAGUUGCUCCCAACGAGCACGGCCAAGUCGCAAUUCCUCAUAAUUCCAAGAUCAAGAUCUCACUGGUGCUUCCAGACGGCAACAGGAUCGAUCGUCUCCCGGCUUGGAUCAAGUAUGUCACACAGGAUCUCUCAGUGUCACCUGCAUACGAUGCCAGGUUCUGGAACCCUCCCCAGGAGGAGAAGUACGUCUUUAAGCACCCCAGGCCAAAGAAGCCUCUAAGUGCUCGCGUGUACGAGGCACACGUCGGCAUAUCGUCACCUGAGCUCAGGGUUGCCACAUACAAGGAGUUCACCAAGAACAUGCUCCCGAGGAUCAAGUCGCUGGGCUACAAUGUCAUACAGCUCAUGGCCGUCAUGGAGCAUGCCUAUUAUGCAAGUUUUGGCUAUCAAGUCAACAACUUCUUCGCCGCCAGCAGCAGGUAUGGCCCUCCUGAGGACCUCAAGGAGCUGAUCGACACUGCCCACAGCCUGGGCCUCGUUGUUUUGCUGGACGUUGUUCACAGCCACGCCUCAAAGAAUGUACUCGAUGGACUGAACGAGUUUGAUGGCACCGAUCAUCAGUACUUCCACGGGGGCCCCAGGGGAAAGCAUGACCAGUGGGACAGCCGACUGUUCAACUAUGGGCAUCACGAAGUCAUGCGUUUCCUCCUAAGCAAUCUCCGGUUCUGGAUGGACGAGUACCAGUUCGAUGGUUUUAGAUUCGAUGGCGUGACAAGCAUGCUCUAUCUCCACCAUGGCUUGGGGACUGGGUUUUCCGGCGGAUAUCACGAAUAUUUUGGCUCGGAUGUCGACGAGGAGGCGGUGGUUUAUCUCAUGCUUGCCAACGAAAUGCUCCACGAGCUCUACCCCGAGUGCAUCACUAUUGCCGAGGAUGUGUCGGGUAUGCCAGCUCUGGGCGUGCCACUGUCCUUGGGAGGUGUGGGGUUUGAUUAUCGUCUGGCCAUGGCCGUCCCUGACAUGUGGAUCAAGCUCUUGAAGGAAAAGAAAGACGAGGAUUGGGACCUGGCCAACAUCUGCUUCACGCUGACAAACAGGCGACACGGAGAGAAAUGCAUCGCUUACUGCGAGAGUCAUGACCAGGCUCUGGUCGGAGACAAGACCUUGAUUUUCCACCUCUGCGACGCAGAGAUGUACACAAACAUGUCGACGCUCACUCCCCUGACACCCGUCAUUGCGCGAGGAAUGGCCCUGCACAAGAUGAUCCGACUGCUCACAAACUCCCUGGGUGGCGAAGGCUAUCUCAACUUUGAGGGCAAUGAGUUUGGCCACCCCGAGUGGCUCGACUUUCCCCGCGAGGGCAACCAGAAUUCAUUCUGGUACGCCCGACGACAGCUUAACCUCACGGAUGACCAUUUGUUGAGGUACCAGUUCCUCGACCACUUCGACAGACUCAUGAACCUCUGCGAAGCGAAGUACGGGUGGCUGCACUCUCCGCAGGCAUACAUCUCUCUAAAGCACGACGGGGACAAGGUAGUUGUGUUUGAACGUGCCGGUCUGGUCUUUGUAUUCAACUUCCACCCGACGAACAGCUAUACCGACUACCGGAUUGGGGUCGAUGUUGAAGGGACCUACAAGAUCGUCCUGAACACAGACGACAAGGACGUGGGUGGGUUCAACUCGAUCGACGCAAACACCAGAUUCUUUACUACUCCACUGGAGUGGAACAACCGCAAGAACUGGACGCAUGUCUAUAUUCCGUCGCGGAGCGCCAUUGUCCUUGCCCUGGAAUCGACCGCCUAG